Molecule: messenger RNA, 3581 nt
Organism: Stegostoma tigrinum
Lineage: Eukaryota; Metazoa; Chordata; Chondrichthyes; Orectolobiformes; Stegostomatidae
Product: NACHT, LRR and PYD domains-containing protein 3-like
Exons: 5
Coding region: 1-1602 (533 amino acids)
Cellular component (GO): cytoplasm
Source: RefSeq, a predicted model, not a curated record
AUGGAGUUUCAUAGCGUCAAACGUGGGCAAGGAAACAUCCCACUGAUGACCACAUACCACCCUCCCUCAGCUGAUGAAUCAGGGCUCCUCCGUAUUGAACAACACUCAGGAAGCACUGAGGAUGGCAAGGACACGAAACGUACUCUGGACAACAUCGCAAAGUAUCGGGGAGAACGGCAUUUGUGUCUCCAAAGACAUUGUUUGAAGAACGAAACAAACGUACAGGGAGAUGUUGACAAAGUUUUAUGUUUUUCUCCAAAAAAAAAUCAGCUGCUUGUGCAGUGGCCUGGGGAGUCCAGCAGAGGGUGGCAUUCUAUCACUUUAAACGUAAGUGGGACAGAGAGAGAGAGAGAGAGAGAGAGACAUGGAGAAAGAAAUCAGCAUGCAUUAGCAUCUGACGAAACUGUAAGCGUUAACCGUCUUCCUGAGGUGGAUACAGUUGAGAAUGAGAGCUGCAAUGUGGCUGCAGUCACAGAGCUAAUUCAGCAGCACAAAGAUUACCUUCACAAACAGAACCAGGAGAUUAGAGUCACUGGAGAGAACAGAAGAAUUUGGAGAUUUCCUCUGGGAGAAAGUCGCAUUAAUGCAACAAUUGUGGCUUCACUGGAUGAGCAGGAACAAGCAGGUGGUGCAUUGAGGAGCAGAUGUACAGAAGGUGGAGAAUUUUGGAGGCAAGCCGAGGGUCAUCUGGAAGAAAUACCAUUAGAUCGUUUACUGGGAAAACAUUGCGAGGAAACUCGACUCUCUGGGACAACCCUCAUUGUUGGACCCUGUGGUUUUGGAAAAAGUACAGUGAUACAGAAAAUUAUCCAUGAUUGGGCGGCAGGCCAGCUGUACCAAGAGAUUAAUGUGAUCUUUCCAUUUAAAGUCCAGCAACUGAAUUCCAUUGAUGGUCAAACCUGCUUAAAUGACCUGGUGGUAGAUUUCUUCCCGCAUUUCACAAACUGGUUACAGUUUCUGUGGAAGGAGCCAGAGAAAAUACUGUUCAUAUUUGAUGACUUGCAUCUGCUGCAGAAAACCAUUGAUUUGAGCCAGCCACCCAGUGGCAACGAUGACGAAUCUCAGAGUUUAGGGCCCGAAGAAUUCUGUGAGAUAUCGCACAUUGUACGUUGCCUGAUAAACGGGCAAUUGUUGACGGGCUGCUCAGUAUUGGGGGCGAGCUCUCCAUGGAAACUGCAGUCUCUUGGAAAUGCUGGGUCUCACCGAGCUGUCGACAUCCUGGGGUUAGGCGCAGACUCCAUGAAGCAGUAUUUCCGACAGCACGCUGCAGCUGGGCAGCCUGCUUCAGAUGUCCUGGAUUAUAUUGAGGAGGAUGAGGCAUUGCGUACCAUGUACCAUAAUCCUCGCUUCUGCUCAGUUCUGUGUUCAAUGCUGAAAGAAGGAAGCCCUACUCCAGCCGCUACAACCAGGACGAUGAUACUUCUCACUUACCUCACUUGUCUUUUGAACAAAUGUUGUUAUGAAGACAUAAUUGCUCACCAUAUGCUUCUGAAAUUGGGUAGUUUGGCCUACUGGGGAAUAUGCACCAAAACUGUUGUGUUUGAAAGAGCCAAUUCAAGCAGUGCCAGCUCCCUAUAUCCAAUUGGAUCUCUGCAUUUAUGAUGGAAAUUCGAGGCAAUGAUGGUGUUAGCUAUGUCUUCAUUCACUCCAUUUUGAAGGAUUUUGUCGCUGCCCUGUUUCAAUCCCAAAAUACACCAGCAGACCAAGUGAUGAAAAUGCUGACUGAAUGGUACAACUGCGCUGAUGACAGAUUUAAGUUCAUUUUACGCUUUUUCAUUGGUCUCUUGUCAGCAAAUACAGCGAAACGGACUUGGCUUUACCAGCGCGAACAACAUUCGCAAUCGGCCUCGAGUGUAUCUGACUGGCUGAGAGAAAAACUCAACAGCUGUAUCCAGAACUUGGAAAGUGAGAGAAUCCAAAAGGGGCUCCUCGAGAUUUUGUACUGUCUGCUGGAAUUUGGAGAUGCAGCGUUGGUGGCGGAUGUCCUAGCUCGAAUGAAGACAAUAAGAUUCACAAAGUGUCCCCUUAAACCAUCUGACCGUAUGGCCCUCUCAAAGGCAUUAAUGACAGUCCAGGAGAUUGAGGAGCUGGAUCUGGAUGCUUGUGGUAUUGGAGACGAGGGAAUCCAUCAGCUGGACCAGGUGCUACAUAAAUGUACAGUGCUCAGUUUAAAAUCCAACAAUCUCACAGAUGGCUGUGUGGAGACCCUAAUCUCUGCUCUCCAUGAAAAUGCUGUGCUGUCAAAACUGGACAUCAGCAACGAUGACCCACAUAGUGACCACGCCAACUGGCUGACCGAUAAGUCUAUUCCUGCACUGCCCCAGUUCAUUCACAGUAACUCACUAAUGAAAGAAAUCAAGUCAGUUUGUUCUUAAAUGCUCAUCAUUUAGAUGCUCUUCCAAGAGAAAGCUUUCUUUUUCUGUAAUUAAUCUGCAUGGAUUCACUGAAUAAAAAGAGAUAAUUGAUGUUGAGAAAAGGCCCGACCUAUCACAGCAGGAACUGAAGGGUACCAGGUGUACUGAAGACCUAAUGCAAGGACCUGGAACACUUUCUCACACAUCUUUGCCGACUCAAACAAUUUUUUACACCAAGCCACAUAACAUACUGAUUAAGACUUCAUUUCCGCUUCUUUGCCAGUAUGUGAUCAAUACCCCGGAAACCUCUCGCAAACAACUACCUUCUCAAUCACAAUUAGGAUGUUUCAAUAGCAUUAUAUGUAGAGCCGUUGGGUCAUACUGCUCGGAAACGGACCCUUCGUCCCAAAUCGUCCAUGCCUACCAGGUUUCUCAAACUGUAUUUUCCCACUUGCCUAUGUUUGGCCCCCCACCCCUCCAAAACCCUUCCAAUCCACAAACCCGCCAGAAUGUUUUAAUCCCUCCACCACUUCCUCUGGCAGCUUGUUCCAUGCGCACUCCACCCUCUGUGUGAAAGAAUUGCCCAUCAGGUGCCUUUAAAUCUUCCCCCUGUCACCAUAAACUUAUGCCCCUCUAGUUUUGAACUCCCCCAACCUUGGGAAAAGAGCUUGUCUAUUCACCGUAUCUAUGUCCCUCAUGAUUUUACACACCUCUGCAAGGUGACCCUUCAGCCUCCAGGGAGGAAUAGAUCCAGUCUGCCAUGCCUCUCCUUAUAACUCAAACCCUCUAGUUUAGUGAACAUCUGUGUACAUUUUCUUUUGCGCCCAACUCGUGUACACAAUGCUUUGCCUGAUGAAGGGGAGGGUGCUAAACCCCGUCUUCCCCACCCUGUCUAUCUAUGAGGCCACUUUGAAGAAACUGCGUACUGGCCAGUGGUGGCCAUUUGUCACCGAUAUAUAACAUUUCCCCCAAAAAGCACACUAAAAAACAAUCAUUUGACAAAAAAAAAACAGAGGUGGCUCAGUGGUGAGCACUGCUGCCUCACAGCACCAGGGACCCGGGUUCAAUUCCAGCCUCAGGUGACUGUCUGUGUGGAGUUUGCGCACUCUCCCUGUGUCUGCGUGUGUUUCCUCCGGGUGCUCCGGUUUCCUCCCACAGUCCAUGGAUGUGCAGGCUAGGUGGAUUGGCCAUGCUAAAUUGCCCAUAGUGUUCAGGGUUAUGUCAAUU